Messenger RNA from Topomyia yanbarensis, 2286 nucleotides. RefSeq lists its product as uncharacterized. Gene Ontology annotation, cellular component: nucleus. The record is from RefSeq and is a predicted model, not a curated record. The transcript is spliced from 5 exons. Lineage: Eukaryota; Metazoa; Arthropoda; Insecta; Diptera; Culicidae. Gene Ontology annotation, molecular function: zinc ion binding. The coding region runs from base 135 to 2273 and encodes 712 amino acids.
CCUGAUUCAGCUUCGCUUCAAGCAAAAACGAUAUUUUGUUUUACCAGUACUCAGGUCUCAGGCCAAAUUUAAUAACAAAUUUAGUUUGAUUUCACAGAACAGAUUUUUAAAUUGGAAAGGUAGAAUAGCCACCAAUGGGAAAAACAAGGCAGCUGUCCAAGUUUUGCCGCCUCUGUCUGGUGGAGACUAAAAACCGAGUGGUAGUUUUUCCUGAAGGAAGUUUAGUUGAGAACAGAGUCGAAAAUCUGAUACAACUAGUUGAAAUAGAGCUUGACCACAAAACUGAACCGGGUGCUGUAAUUUGUUUUGAGUGUGUCGCAACACUUGAAUCAUUUCGCCAGUUUAAAAGCCAAUGUCAUGAAAACGAUAAAUAUAUGAGAACACUUUGCAACAAGACGAGAUUUGUUGAGGUUCUGGAAGAACAAACAGACGAUCAAUUUUUCGAUGAAGAGGCGGUAUCUGAACAUGAAACUAACGAAGUAAUAAAAAGCCCUGCGAAACCAAAAAGUUCGUCACCCAAAAAGAAUGUUUCGAACAGUCCUGAAAGAUCAUCGACGCUCGCAAAAAUCAUUAAGCCGCUGAAUGAACACAAAGUGACGAAAUGUGCUGGACCCAAAAUACAACCAAAAAUAAUCAAAAAACCGGAGAUGCCAGUUCUUGCGGAAUCAUACCCGGAAUAUUUUUACUUCGAGAAAGGUCCCCGGUCGGUAAACUUUACGCUAGUUUUUUACGGUGAACGUUAUAAUUCGGCUAUAUACUGCAGAACUAAGACCUACUGGCAGUGUAUGCAUCGUAAAAAGUAUCGAUGCGAUGCUCAAGUCUGUGUGACCAAUGAUUACCAGUUUUUUGAGCGACGACGUGAGCACAGCCAUAGUAAGAUUCCGGAACAGGAGGGGAAGAUAUUCAUGCCGUUAGAAGCACUUCCAAAGAUAUUUGAAGUAUGCUAUGAAAUAUCUUCUCGGAAAUGUGCCAAAUAUCAGCAACCAAGAACAGCACAACGAACUGUUACUCCAGCCUCUAAUAUAAACAAAAAACAGGAUGGUAAGUUAUUGGACAAAGAACUGAUGGAAAAAACAAGAUGUGUUGCUAAUGUUGAUGAUGAUAGGAUAGUUGAUGAGUCUUUUUACGACAAGCAUAACGAUGAUAAUUCUUCCAAGGAGGAUUGUUCUGAUCAUAGGACAGAAAUUCAAAGUAAAUUUUCUAACGCGACUGUGAAAAGAAAACUUUCCAUCACUCCUAUAAAAUCGGAAGUCAAGAAAGCGAAUCUAAGUAUAGCUAAACUCGAGAACACCGGUGUCAAAACGCCAAGCUCCAAAAAAAUAAAACUGGCUGAUUCCUAUCCAGAUUUUUUUUACUUUGAAAGGGGUCCUCGCUCCGUUUACUUCACGCUGGUGUUUUACGGUGAACGAUACAACUCAGCACGGUAUACGCUAAACUAUACUUAUUGGCAGUGUAUUCAUCGUCGCAAGUAUGAAUGCUCUGCGGUUGUGUGUGUGUCGAACGAUUAUACAUUUUUUGAACGUAGGCGAGAGCACACUCACGGAAAGCUUCCGGAAAAGGAAGGAAAGAUCUUUACACCAUUGCAGGCUUUACCAUUGAUAUUUCAAAUUUGUAAAAAUAUGGAACGCCAUCGCCGGACAGGAGAACCGCUACCGCCACUUGAGCAAAUACCAACAAAUGAUCCAUCCGAAGAAGAUCCCAUUGCUGAUAACGAUACACCAUCUACUAUUAAAAAGAAAAAUUUAAGCAAACCAUUCGACACGAGCAAAAUUGCGGAAGAAUUCGCUGUCCAAAAUGUACCAUCCAGUGGACAGUCAGGUCCCGUUUCGAAUCAUGGCGCGGUCUUGGCCGAUUCAUACCCGAACUUUUUCUACUUUGAAAAGGGCGCUCGUUCAUAUUACUACACGCUAGUGUUCUACGGAAAACGUUAUAAUUCGGCACUCUUUACGGCAAAUUACACUUACUGGCAGUGUAUACAUCGCCGAAAGCACAGAUGUUCCGCUCAGGUCUGUGUGACAAAUGAUUAUAAGUUUUUCGAGCAGAGGCACGAGCACAGUCAUGGAGACCUUCCAGAGAAGGCAGGUGAAAUCUUCACCCCGUUCGAAGCGUUGCCAGUGCUAUUUGAAGUUGCCAAGAAGGUUAUUAAUCGGAAACGAUUACAAUCAAAUGUGCGUAAUGCACCAAAGUACGUAGACAUCGUAGAUAUUCUUGAUGAUGCGAAUCAAGAAAUUGACAUGAUUGAAGAUGACGAAAUUCGAUCACAUGAGGAUUAGUAUUAACAUUUUU